Molecule: messenger RNA, 1662 nt
Organism: Australozyma saopauloensis
Lineage: Eukaryota; Fungi; Ascomycota; Pichiomycetes; Serinales; Metschnikowiaceae
Exons: 1
Coding region: 1-1662 (553 amino acids)
Source: RefSeq, a predicted model, not a curated record
AUGGCCCAAGAGGAGGAGGCCGUGAAAGUCCUUGAAAGGACAGAUAGUCUUGUCUCAAGCGUAGGGUUUCACACAUUGAACAAGCAAAUCAGCAGGGCUUCGAGCAAUUCCUCAGACUCCUCAAGGUCCACAUUUGGCAGACUAUUCACUACCAAAGAUCAGAAUCAGUUAUUGAUUCAUGACAAUGGAAAUGGCGGAAAUGAAGAUAAGAGUGUGAAGGGGUUAUCUUCAAAGAGCCGAUUUUUUUCGCCUCGUGGAUUCUUGAAAUCGAGACAUAGACGAAACUCUGCCACUAGCUCCAUCAGUUCGUCGCAAUCGCUGGCAAUUACAAACCUAACAAUUGAUCUGAAGCAGAGCAGGAAAUUGGAGAGAAAUGAUAGCAAUCUAUUGCUGCCACAGCUUUCAGCACCUUUUCAUCCCAGGUUUUCUGGGUUGGACAAUGAGACUAUGCCCGAAAUGAAAAGCGCCCAUCAUAAAAGCGGGAAACAAACGGCGCUUAGUCUUUCAUCUCAAAAGUCAAACUCUGUUGUUGUGGAUGCACGUUUAGCGUCCAUUUUUUACUGCGCUCAAGCCGAAGUUCCGGAUGAAGUCUUGAGCCCGAUACUGGAUACUGGCAGGUUUCUGGAAUUCCACAGAAAGUAUCUGGAAUCCACGGAUCAUUACAUGCAAAGUAAGCUCCAGAGAUCCAUUUCGGAUGAAGAGGGCAAUAGGGUGAAUUCAAAAGAGCUCUCGCACAAAGUAGACCUAGAUCAGGUUUCACGGGAGUACGAGCUCAUCUUCAAUAGACUAUUUGAAAUUAUCAGGCCGGUUCUCCUACCUUCGAAACAGGUUUCGUUAUCAAAUGGACUGAAGCAUCCCGCUUUGAAUCAAAGUAUGGACCGUGUAAUGCGAUUCGUGCACGAUGAAAUCAGUAAGUCAGGAGUAUUUCAAUACUCCACGACAAAAGAACCGGACAUACGUAAGACAAUUAACAAUAAUGAGACCCGGACUGUCUCGCUCUUUUUCCCGCGCUCCAACUCAGAAUCCACCCGGAAAGAUGCAAGGGUUGAGGUACUACUCAAAAGCAUCCUUGUCUUUUAUCAAAAAUCGGUCGAAGUGCUUGCAAACGAAUUCAUACCUUCUGCCGAUCUCUCCGCCGGACUGUCCAUCAAAGGACAAGCCAUUUUUACGUCUCUGCCGGGGAACUUCGACAAACAGAUCACUAAAUAUCUCCAACAAUGGACGAAAAUCGACAGCGCCUGGCGGUAUUUCAACGAGAAAGUAAGAUAUUCCUUGUUGAACGCGUUGUUCUACGUGCAAAAGAGCCUCUACGAUGUCCAGAAGCGCAGUUCCAAAAGCUACCACACCCUCGACUUUAACCUCGACAAACAGCUAAAUACGAUCUUCAGAAACGUAUUUAUAGUUUCACAAUUGAAGCAAAGAUACAUAUUUAUCGAGAAGCAAAAAAAGGGUCAAUUUCCAGACAUAGUCGAGGCAGAGGCAAGAUACCUCCAGAAAGAUUCGUUCCUCAUGGGCGACAAACUCACAAAAUUGUUCGGGAUUAUCACCAAUCGAACUCGAAUAGAUAUUAAUAUUCUGGACGAAUUACUUCCGAACGAUUCUCUAUUUUGUGACUAUCAAACUUGGCUUAAUCAAUUAACGCGACUGAGACCUACAUACUGA